Messenger RNA from Prunus armeniaca (apricot), 681 nucleotides. NCBI's taxonomy places the organism in Eukaryota, Viridiplantae, Streptophyta, Magnoliopsida, Rosales, Rosaceae. The record is from the annotation of a GenBank genome assembly.
AUGGAGAAACUUGAGUACAAUCAUCAAUUGUCUCGAAAAGGAUAUGCUGGUUUGGAGGAUCAAUUGGAGGAAACCAUGCCUAGGGUAGAAAUUGAUCGAUCUACCUUAUGGAAGAAAGCUAGACAAGACAAAGAUGAUGAAUUGCAAAAACAAGUCGCUGAAGGUAGUCUCAGUGUAUCUAGCAGUAAUGAUGUGUUGACCUUGGCUUUGGGUCUCGAGCAUCCAGGGAGAGUAAGAGGGGUAGGUGCUGGGAUUUCCCCUAGGCAAUACUUCAAUUUACCUAGACAACAGAGGGUAAAGUUUGCCGAUCAAUUAAAGGAAAGUGUAAGAAUUGUCCUUCAAGAAGAGACUAAGAAGAUGGAAGCUAGAUCAAGGGAAGAGACUUUAAGGAUGGAGGCUAGAACCAAGCAAUUGGUAGAGGCUGAGAGGGAACAUUUACUGAGUCAGCUUUCCCAACUCAUCCCCAAUUUUGAUCCAAGCAUGCUUAAACCGAAAACUAGCCCCUGUCAAAACCAAGGUCUAGAGCAAAGUCCCAAAAAUCCAAUGUCUGACAAAGCAAGCUGCUCUGGGGAUGUGAGAUCCCUACAUUUUGAGGAUGAUACUGCCAAAAAUGGGGAAAAGCAGGAAGAAAUGGUAACAUAUCUGAACUUUGAAUUCUCUGUUUUUUUAAAAAGCUAUUAG